UUUCAUCUGUUGCCAGUGGUGCGAAUCAGUAAAACAGUCGUAUCUUGAUUGCUCUGCAUCAUGAUAUUCAUUCCAAAAACAGUCAGGUGCAUUUUGACAUUGCUCACAUUAUUUAUAGCAAUUCGAUUUGCACCAUUUUCUGUGACGGGAUUUCAUAUUUGUGAGUCAGAGGCUCCAAAAUUAGGAGGCGUUUUACCGAUAUGCAAAUCUAAAGAUAAAAGUCACCAUUUGAUUUGUUUCGGUGGAAUUGGUGAAGAAUGGAGCUUUGGCCUUAGAUCAAAAUAUUUGCGCAUACUGACGCUUUGUGAAUGGCCGGAUAUUAAUUUUGAUCCGGAAACACUUUUGAGGAAUUUUCCAUCUUUAAAAAGUCUAUCAUUAUUUAAUGGAAGUAUUACUAAUAUCCUCAGGCCAUUUCCUAUUGAAGCUCAAAAUGUCGAGAAACUUGUAAUCAUUGGUACCAGACUACGUCACUUAUCUGACGGAAUUUUAAGGAAUUUAUCAGCUUUACAAAUUCUUGAUUUGAGGUAUAAUUCAUUUAGUGAAAUAAAUCCAGAAAAUUUUAAUUCUACAUCUUUGCAAACUGUAUAUCUAUUUGGAAAUCCAUGGAAAUGUAGGAGGGAAAUGGCUUGGAUUUUAGAAUCUGGAAUGGACUAUUUAUCGAAUAAAAUUAUUGAUAAAGCGGAUCUUCGAUGCUCAGUUCCUUAUGAGGGCAGACCACUUAUACCAGUGGUAGAAAUUAUAGUAGUUUUGGGCGAUGAAUGCCAACGAACAGUCUGUGAGUGCCAAUUGGCUUAUGUUUACGGACGAGUAGACAGACUAAUUCAAAAACAAUUAAAGGCUUUCGUGUCAGUGAAUUGCAGUAAUCGAGGAUUAACAGAAAUGCCCUCUUUCUUACCAGCAAACACGACUGUUCUUCAACUUUCAGAAAAUAAGAUUACAGACUUGAGUCCUUUGGCAACGAAUGCAGUUUACCGAUUUGUUCAAGAUCUUUAUUUGGAUCACAAUUUAGUAGAGUCGAUUAGUCUUCUGGACGGAACACAUUGGCUGGAAAACUUUCGUCUUCUCAAUCUUCGCAAUAAUAAAUUAACAGAUCUGCCAACUUAUGCGUUAGAACAUGCUCUACCCCAGAAUAUAAAUUCAGCACGCUUGUACUUAGGACAUAAUCCUUGGAGAUGUGAUUGUUUAUUUACCCCAGGAUUUCAGGAUUUUCUAAUUAGGUAUGCGAAUCUAGUAAAAGAUAUCAAUGACAUUCGAUGUUCGGCAGUAGAAGCAGACGAAAUUGCAAAUAAACAGAUUCGAGAAUUGACUAGGACGGAAAUUUGUAUUUCUCCUGAGGAAGAUUACUGGUUACUGCCUUUGGACGUUUUAAAUGCCACACUUGCAUUUUUGAUAUUUCUGGUUCUUGGAAAACUUCUCUACGAUUACUUGUGUUUUAAAAGAACAGGAAAAUUACCUUGGAUUGUGACUAAAAUACCAUGAUUUAAUAUGGUAUUGUGUUAAAAGAAUUUUAUCUGCAGGUUCAGUUUAUCUAUAAAAUACCCGAAGCAAAUGUAAAUAAAAUGGCUUUUUGUCGAAAUGUCUCAUUAAAAAAUUUUGUUUGUAAUUUUCUUCCUGCAGAUCAUUAAUUCAAAAGAAAAAUUGUCAAAAAAG
Messenger RNA from Belonocnema kinseyi, 1650 nucleotides. RefSeq names its product protein singed wings 2 (gene swi2). Gene Ontology annotation, molecular function: protein binding. The coding region runs from base 61 to 1479 and encodes 472 amino acids. The record is from RefSeq and is a predicted model, not a curated record. Lineage: Eukaryota; Metazoa; Arthropoda; Insecta; Hymenoptera; Cynipidae. The transcript is spliced from 10 exons.